AUGGAAUACACCCCCGAACUUGAGACUUCGGAGCUUCCAUACUUUGCUGUCGAUCCUAUGCUCCUUGACAAUGGGCAUGAUCCUAUGUCGAAGAAGCACAAGCUUGAUUCACUUAGCUCAGAGCCGGAGGACCACAAUAUGAACAUGCCCACAUUGACAGGUACUCAUGGAUAUGCGGGGCACCCUCCGACUCGACGUUUCCAGUCCCCAUUUCUUCCAGCAUCCAAGAAGAUUUGUCCAUCAAAUCAAAAGACUUCAAAGAUUCCAAUUCCCUCAAAGUUGAGGGUCCCUGCUGAAAUUGCUCUGCCGCCAUCAGUUUGUCCCUCUGUACUGUCGUCAAUCUGUUCUACUGCACCACCAUCAAUUCGUUCUUCUGCACCAUUGUCAAUCCGUCCAACUGCACCAUUGUCAAUUCGUCCAACUGCACCAUUGUCAAUUCGUCCAACUGUACCUCCACAAUCCAAUCUUCCAGAAUGUCCCUUGACUGCAGUACCACAAUCGAUACAUCCUCUUCAACCUAAUCCACAGCCCUCUCGCAGUGCCAUCGCAUCUAAGAAACAGGUCGUUCUUGAGCCCCAGGCUUCUUUGACUCCCACUCGCUCGUUUCUUGUCCAUAAGCCCAAUGUUAACCGGCCACGUCCAAAACCAAAACCAGUCGGCAACGCCAUGCAGCCACUUGUGUCCUCAAAGAACACAAUCGCGUUAUCAAGUCACUCCAAGUUGCCACAAGCGAGAGACAUCCCUCCCAUCCCAGAAGAUGAUAGCGACGAUGUGCAACUUGACUCUGGACUCCUAACGCGCAAGUCCAUUGGAGGAAGCAGCAAAGAUAAAGUAUCAGCUCACUCUCGGUCCCAGUUGGAAUCCGGCCGACAGCAUAGCAUGCUUCAGACCAUGCAAGGCGAAAUACUCCAGCUCCGCAAAGAACAGUCUCGAAUUUCCCAAGAUCAUAGCGCGGUUACAAAUCGAAUCGAUAUGCAAGUUGAGGCUAUCAUCCGCUGUCUUGAGGCUCUCGAGGUUCAAGACCCGCAAUCUGCACUGUCUCGCACUGACAAUUCAAUGAAUAAAAUGAUGGGUAUCAAGACCAAUGAAGCCCUGCCAGCACCAGUUGAUAACACGAAUGAAUUUUGGGCCGACAUUGAUGAACUCACCAUUGACAACAAGAUCUUGUCAACGAAAGUUUUACGACCGAAGUGGGAAUUGUCAUGGACAGUGAAUGCGAAGUGGCACAGAGCUUAUGUUGAACGCUUUCGUCGUGAUGCAUGCACAUACGAGCCUACACUGUCUCAAGAUACCGUUGACAAACUUCCUAGCAAGACUCUCAAGUCCCUGAUGGGCAAGGUGUUCAAGAACAUGAAGCAGAAGUAUAAGGAGGCGGAAAAGCCAAUCAGUGUUCAGUCGCUCAAUGUCCAAAGUGCCAGACGUGAGAAACGCCAGUUAGAUAAAGCAGCAUUAGCAUCUGCUGUCCGUCCCGACUUCCCACCACUAGCAGGCGAGGAAUACAACUUUAUUUUUGCAGCGAAGUGGCAAUCAACCGAUUACAGUGGCUCAGAUGCCUCCAAUGACAUCAAUUCGAGUGAUGACGAAGCUGUCUCGCUCCUCAAUCCACGCCAAAAAGCAUACAAGAAGAAGAAGACGACGAUCUUAAUGACAUGCCCACCUGUAUGGCGAUCGAAGGAUUUCCGUAGGGCCAUCAAAGAGAUAAGAGGUGUGGUAGACGAAGAUGUGGAAAAAACAGAUUCCUCGAGUGCAAGGCCCACCCAGGAUGGCGAAAUCAUUGCCGGUUCAUGA
This is a messenger RNA of Suillus paluster, 1788 nucleotides long. RefSeq lists its product as uncharacterized. The record is from RefSeq and is a predicted model, not a curated record. The transcript is spliced from 5 exons. The coding region runs from base 1 to 1788 and encodes 595 amino acids. NCBI's taxonomy places the organism in Eukaryota, Fungi, Basidiomycota, Agaricomycetes, Boletales, Suillaceae.